AUGCCAAGCGCCGUUAAACCUCAGAAGAAGAAGAAGUUAAACCUCAGAAGAAGAAGACUUCCAGAGGGCCGAGAGGAGAGUGGAUCCAGCGUCCAAGGUCUGUUUGAGGGUGAAUGGGGUGACAGCAGAAGAGAGGGUAAUGGACUAGUACAGGGUGACAGGCUGCCAGGGAGCCGAGAGGAGGACGGGUGAAGAGUGGUGCUAUUAGAGCUUUAGCUGCUAGCGGAACGCUGUUAGUGUGGGAUGUUACGCUGGACGACCCACCUGGAAGGAGGGCCGCGGAGGGUGAACCAUGCUGCUGUCUCCGUGGGACACAAGGUGUUCUCCUUCGGAGGGUACUGCUCUGGAGAGGACUACGAGACGCUGAGACAGAUAGAUGUACACAUCUUUAACACAGUUUCUCUGCGGUGGAUGAAGUUGCCUCCAGUGAGAACAGGUGGUAGGGAACAUGCCAGGGAUGUCCCCUACAUGCGUUACGGUCACACAGCCGUGCUGCUGGACGAUACCAUCUACAUCUGGGGGGGUCGUAACGACACGGAGGGGGCCUGCAACGUCCUCUAUGCCUUUGACAUCAACAACCACCGGUGGUUCAUCCCUAAGAUUUCUGGGACAGUUCCGGGGGCGAGGGAUGGCCACUCUGCCUGCAUCCUGGGGAAGGCCAUGUACAUCUUUGGAGGAUACGAGCAGCUGGCUGACUGCUUCUCCAAUGACAUCCACAAGCUGGACACCACAACCAUGGCUUGGUCACUAAUCAAUGCAAGGGGUACUCCAGCUCGUUGGAGGGACUUCCACUCUGCCACCAUCGUUGGCACUAAGAUGUUUGUGUUUGGAGGCAGAGCAGAUCGCUUCGGUCCGUUCCACUCUAAUAAUGAGAUCUACUGCAACAAGAUAAAGGUGUUUGAUACAGAGACCAACAGCUGGCUGAACACUGCUACUGCUCAGCUCCCACCAGAGGGACGACGUAGCCACUCAGCCUUUUCCUGUAACGGGGAGCUGUAUAUAUUCGGGGGCUACAACGCUCGUCUGGACCGACACUUCAACGACCUUUGGAAGUUCAACCCAGAGACGUUUUCGUGGAAGAAGGUAGAGCCGCAGGGUAAAGGUCCGUGCCCCAGGAGGAGACAGUGCUGUUGCAUGGUGGGAGAUCGGAUCAUCCUGUUUGGAGGAACCAGCCCAUGUCCAGAACAGGGGAUGGGAGAUGAGUUUAACCUCAUGGAUCAUUCUGACCUCUACAUACUAGACUUCAGUCCUAAUCUGAAGACAUUAUGCAAGCUAGCUGUUAUUAACUACAGUCUUGACCAGGGUGGUCUACCACACGACAUCAGGUGGGAGCUGAAUGCCAUGACCACCAACAGUAACAUCAGCAGACCUAUCUUCUCCUCUCAUGGCUAAACUGACCCAGAACACCAGGGCUGAACUGACCUCAAAACUACCACAAUACCAGAACACCAGGGCUGAACUGACCCAGAGCUACCACAGUACCAGAACACCAGGGCUGAACUGACCCAGAGCUAGCUGGCUGUCAUAGUACCAGAAGAUGAUCCACCAUCUGAGCUGGCCUUUGACGCUACUAGAACCUGGGAGAGAACCCUACGGUCUGGCCUUAACCAACUGCACUUAGCUCAAGCAGUAUCAGGGCUGACUCCACCAGAACCUUAACGCUCUGAAGUCCUGUCAGUAAAACCAUGUUUCUCUUAGUUAUAGAUCAGAACCUGUCUGGUUGUCCUAGGUCUGGUUCUCUACCUGCCAGGGCUGUUUGAAUCUACUGGACCUGAAGACCUGGAGGCUGUCUGCCUGUCUGUUUUUACAGUAACAUUUUGAUCUGGUCUGGAUUGAAGUUUUCUUCUUCCUUGGUUUGUCUAUCUAUCGCUCUCUCUCUAUCAUUUUCUCUCUCUCUCGCUUCUCUUGUUGUCCUCCCUGGACACUAUCAGGAGGGGAUGAAUGGUGCAUUAGUAUCUGGGUUUGUGUUGCUCUCUUUCUCAAUGUGAAUCACCUUGAUCGUUUUACCAGUAUUACGACAAGCAGAACAUAUUCUUCACUCAACACUGAUUUCUCUUUCUUGAAAGAGUUGCAGAAGUGAAUGCUGACAUUUUGACAUUUAGUUUUCUCUGCUCCGUACUCUCUCCUGACUGAUCAAAUGUCUGUGGAGGGGCACCCCUCCACCAUUGGUUUUGUUUAACAGCUCAUCAGGGAAGGGACAGAAGUUCUGAACUCAAAAUGUCCUGAGUGGAUAACUAACCUCUCUUCUCUCUGUGGAGGUGAAAUACGUGUCAUCCCACUGUACCAGCUGAGAGAAUGCCUCUAGAAUGCAUCCGUCACAGCCAACCACCGUAGAACCCCAUACGGCUGUGCUGCUCUCUGCUUACAGCUGACUCUAGAAGUUAGAAUAAGCUUAACAAAGUUAAAAGUUCCAUUCAUCUCCUGGUUAGUCUUUAACUGUCACUCAUGCAACAUGUGAAGAUUUUGGACCCACCACAUGGAGCCUGCCUGUUGAACAAACCUAGAAUACAACAUUGGGUGUAGAGGACAGUACUAUAGUACUAUUCUAUAUUACGACUAGGGUAGUACAGCACUAUACUGCUACUAGGGUACUAUACUACUGGGUACUAUAGUAAUAUACUACUGCUAUACUACUAGGGUACUGUAGUAUUAGGCUACUAUAGUACUUUACUACUACUACUACACUGCUAGGGUACUAUAGUACUAUACUACUACUAUACUACUAGGGUGCUAUAGUACUAUACUACUACUACACUGCUAGGGUACUAUAGUACUAUACUACUACUAUACUACUAGGGUGCUAUAGUACUAUACUACUAGGGUACUAUAAUACUACUGUGGUAUACUGUUACACUACUGGGGUACUAUAGUAUUAUACUACUGGAGUACCCUAGUAGUACUGUAGUAGUGUAGUACUACAGUAUCCUAGUAGUAGUAUAGAAUGAUAGUACCCUAGUAGUACAGGGUACCGUAGUAAUAUACUACUACUGUACUACUAGGGUACUGUACUGCUAGUAUACUAUACUACUUCAAUACUAGGGUACUAUCGUACUAUACUAGAAACACCUGUCCUACACCUUCCUGACAUUAGCCAUAUAUUUUAGCCCAGGCAGAAGAACAUUUAAUUAACCCCUGGGUGCUUCCCUGCUGAUCAACAUACAUACCUUCAGCCCCUGCUGAUUAACAUGCAUACCUUCAGCCCCUACUGUUCAACAUGCAUACCUUCAGCCCCUGCUGAUUAACAUGCAUACCUUCAGCCCCUGCUGAAUAACAUGCAUACCUUCAGCCCCUGCUGAAUAACAUGCAUACCUUCAGCCCCUACUGAUUAACAUGCAUACCUUCAGCCCCUGCUGAUCAACAUGCAUACCUUCAGCCCCUGCUGAUCAACAUGCAUACCUUCAGCCCCUACUGAUCAACAUGCAUACCUUCAGCCCCUACUGAUCAACAUGCAUACAUUCAGCCCCUGCUGAUCAACAUGCAUACCUUCAGCCCCUACUGAUCAACAUACAUACCUUCAGCCCCUGCUGAUCAACAUGCAUACCUUCAGCCCCUACUGAUCAACAUGCAUACCUUCAGCCCCUACUGAUCAACAUGCAUACCUUCAGCCCCUGCUGAUCAACAUGCAUACCUUCAGCCCCUGCUGAUCAACAUGCAUACCUUCAGCCCCUACUGAUCAACAUGCAUACCUUCAGCCCCUACUGAUCAACAUGCAUACCUUCAGCCCCUGCUGAUCAACAUGCAUACCUUCAGCCCCUGCUGAUCAACAUGCAUACCUUCAGCCCCUACUGAUCAACAUGCAUACCUUCAGCCCCUACUGAUCAACAUGCAUACCUUCAGCCCCUGCUGAUUAACAUGCAUACCUUCAGCCCCUACUGAUCAACAUGCAUACCUUCAGCCCCUACUGAUCAACAUGCAUACAUUCAGCCCUACUGAUCAACAUACAUACCUUCAGCCCCUGCUGAUUAACAUGCAUACCUUCAGCCCUGCUGAUCAACAUGCAUACCUUCAGCCCCUGCUGAUCAACAUGCAUACCUCCAGCCCCUACUGAUCAACAUGCAUACCUUCAGCCCUACUGAUCAACAUGCAUACCUUCAGCCCCUACUGAUCAACAUGCAUACCUUCAGCCCUACUGAUCAACAUGCAUACCUUCAGCCCCUACUGAUCAACAUGCAUACCUUCGGCCCCUUCUGAUCAACAUACAUACCUUCAGCCCCUGCUGAUCAACAUGCAUACCUUCAGCCCCUACUGAUCAACAUGCAUACCUAAAGCCCCUACUGAUCAACAUGCAUACCUUCAGCCCCUGCUGAUCAACAUGCAUACCUUCAGCCCCUACUGAUCAACAUGCAUACCUUCAGCCCUACUGAUCAACAUGCAUACCUUCAGCCCCUACUGAUCAA
This is a messenger RNA of Oncorhynchus mykiss (rainbow trout), 4397 nucleotides long. It is a transcript of the gene klhdc3, whose product is annotated as kelch domain containing 3. Gene Ontology annotation, molecular function: protein binding; chromatin binding. NCBI's taxonomy places the organism in Eukaryota, Metazoa, Chordata, Actinopteri, Salmoniformes, Salmonidae. Gene Ontology annotation, cellular component: cytoplasm. The record is from RefSeq and is a predicted model, not a curated record.